Messenger RNA from Ictalurus punctatus (channel catfish), 6661 nucleotides. RefSeq names its product ArfGAP with GTPase domain, ankyrin repeat and PH domain 3 (gene agap3). The record is from RefSeq and is a predicted model, not a curated record. NCBI's taxonomy places the organism in Eukaryota, Metazoa, Chordata, Actinopteri, Siluriformes, Ictaluridae. The transcript has 18 exons. Bases 212 to 3832 code for a protein of 1206 amino acids. Gene Ontology annotation, molecular function: GTPase activity; protein binding; GTPase activator activity. Gene Ontology annotation, cellular component: nucleus.
GUUUGGAGGCGGAGAGGAGGGUUGGAAAAUACGACAGGCCAAGCCCAGAGAGGCAAAGCUAGUAGACGGAAAGGAGAAGCGGAAGAGGGAGGAACACAGACACAGCCCGCAGCGAAGGAGGAGAACAGCCGAGUAGGGACUCGGCAGGUGGUGUCACCUGAGCGGCACAGGUGGGCUGGUAAAAAGUGGGAGGAGGUUGGAAGAGGCAGGAAUGAGGACAGACCGGUUUCCUGCACUUCUGCAGGACUGUUCUAAGCUAAGGUUCUCUAUAUCAGAUUUUGAUUCGGCCUCAAUUAAGAGAACACCAUGGAUUAAGGACUUUAACACCACUACUAUCGUGGGCUGCAUACCUGAAAAGGAAUACCAUAAUGGAGAGACCACAACAGAAUGCCCUGUGGUGGUCCUGCGAAGGUCUAACCCUGGGGUAAAACACGUUGGUAGCAGCAGGAAGACGGUGAGCAUGUAUGGCUCCCUGGAUGAGCCCCAAAAACAACGAAUUACGACAGUGGGUCAUGAGUAUAGGUCACAGAGACCUCACAGUGUAUGCAUGCUGGCUGCCUCUCAGUCGAGCAGUGUGCUUGAAACCAAUUCCUCCUCAUCUAAAACGGGUAACAUCAACCGUUUUCAACAGCGUACAUGUAGGAGAACAAUUGAUGGCCUCAAGCAAGACAUGCCUCCCUCUUUCCGGCUGCCCCCGUAUCCGCAACAGGAGGUCCUACCACGCCGAACCCUGCAGACAACCGGAAGACCUCGGCCCGUUAGCAUGACCGUUCUAGAGCUGAAGGAGGCUAGUAGAUCACAAGACGAACUGGCCAACCGCACUUCCAGCGACGCUGCGAGCCUGCCUCGCUCUGGCUUUCGAUGGAGGCUCUUUGGCCGACAGGCACAGGAUAAGGAGACGGCAGCCAUUUCAGUACCUACCAGCAGCAAACCAGAUAGGCCAAAGAAGAGGUUUAGCUCUCUGCGAAGGAGCCUAAGCCUCAGGCUCAAGCGGAAUUGUAAUCAACCAGAGCAAGAUGCUGUACGAGAAAGAACAUGGACGACAAGUGCGAGAGAAGAUGUGACACGGUCCAGCAAGCCAUUCUCUUAUCUGACUGGCAGGACGUUGUCUCCUGCUUAUGAGCACAGUCAGGACCAGAGAGGCAAGCAGUUAAUAGAGUUCCAAACUAGAGGGAAAGUCUCGGUUAUCGAGGUCCCCUUAGCCCCACCGAAACUCACCAAGCCCCUCAAACCGACGUCUUCAGAGCCGAAUUUUUGGCAGCUCAUCACUAGUCGCUUUAAGAGAAAAGGCAACAAAUCUGAAGCCUGUGCUGAAAGCAAACUACCUGGCACCGAUCCCCCAGCCUGGAAUAAAAAGCCAGUUACCAUAGAGACAUUAAAGGGCAUUGAUUUCAGCAAAGGUCAAGAUUCCUUUGUCAACAGUCAGGAGUGGACAUUGAGUAGAUCAGUACCAGAGCUCAAAGUGGGCAUUGUGGGUAACCUCUCCAGCGGGAAGUCGGCCCUCGUGCACCGGUACCUGACAGGAACAUAUGUCCAGGAGGAGUCUCCGGAGGGAGGAAGGUUUAAAAAGGAGAUUGUGGUGGAUGGACAAAGCUACCUGCUGCUAAUCCGAGACGAAGGAGGACCUCCUGAGCUUCAGUUUGCUGCCUGGGUGGACGCCGUGGUGUUCGUCUUCAGCCUGGAGGACGAGAUCAGUUUCCAGACGGUCUAUAACUACUUUCUGCGCCUGUCCAGCUACAGGAACACGGCUGAGGUGCCCAUGGUGCUGGUGGGCACGCAGGAUGCCAUCAGUGCCACCAACCCGCGAGUAAUUGAUGACGCCCGUGCCCGCAAGCUCUCCAACGACUUGAAGCGCUCCACCUACUACGAGACCUGCUCCACGUAUGGCCUCAAUGUGGAGAGAGUCUUCCAGGAUGUCGCUCAGAAGGUGGUGGCACUGAGGAAGAAGCAGCAGUUGGCCAUCGGGCCGUGCAAAUCUCUGCCAAACUCGCCUAGCCACACGUCCGUCCCCUCCGCGGCCAUUCCCUCCGUACACCUCAACCAGGCUGCUAACGGAGGGGGCGCGCCAUUCAGUGACUACUCCUCCUCAGUGCCCUCCACCCCCAGCAUGGGGCAGCGGGAGAUGCGCAUCGAGACCAUCGCUGCCUCAAACACGCCCACGCCCAUACGCAAGCAGUCCAAACGCCGCUCCAACAUCUUCACAUCGCGGAAAGCCAGUGAGCAGGCAAAGAGCGCUGAGUGUAAAACAGACAGCAUAGGCAGUGGGAGGGCCAUUCCCAUCAAACAGGGCAUUCUGCUAAAGAGGAGCGGAAAAUCACUGAAUAAAGAGUGGAAAAAGAAGUACGUGACGUUGUGCGACAACGGCGUCCUUACUUAUCAUCCCAGCUUACACGAUUACAUGCAGAACGUUCAUGGGAAAGAGAUCGAUUUGCUCCGGACGACGGUCAAAGUGCCGGGGAAAAGGCCGCCUCGGGCGGUGGCUACGGUAGCGCCGACUGCUAGCCCCAAAAGCAACGGUUUAACCAAGGACAGGAGCACGCUCCAGCUGGGCAUCGGAGCCACAGGCGCUUCUCACUCCAACAGCAGUACCUCUCUGCAGUCUGGAGGCGUGGCCUCAGGACUGGGUGUGGUCUCUGUGGGCGGGGCUAAAGAGGGAAUGCAUCAACGCUCUUUCUCUGUGUCUAGUGCUGAGCAGUGGAAUGAAGCAGUUAACACGAGCAGUACCUCAGCCAAUGGGACGCUGGAUUCUCUCAGUGCCGCCGCUGGGCUGGGCGGUCCCACCAGUCCCAAACUGGAACCACCUCCUUCGCCGCAUGCCAACCGCAAAAAGCACAGAAGGAAAAAGAGUACGGGCAUCACCAAACCUGAUGGGCUGUCGGCAGGGAAUGAAGAGCAAGAAGAGUCGUUUGAGUUCAUCAUUGUGUCACUGACUGGACAGAUGUGGCAUUUUGAGGCGUCAACGUAUGAGGAGAGAGAGCUCUGGGUCCAAGCCAUCGAGAGUCAGAUAUUUGCCAGUUUACAGUCAUGUGAAAGUAGCAAGAAUAAGUCACGCUUAGGGAGCCAGAGUGAUGCCAUGACCAUCCAGUCCAUCAGGAACGUAAGAGGGAACAGUUUCUGUGUGGACUGCGACUCCCCCAAUCCAGACUGGGCGAGUUUGAACCUCGGCGCUCUGAUCUGUAUCGAGUGCUCGGGGAUCCAUCGGCACUUGGGCACUCACCUGUCACGUGUGCGCUCGCUGGACCUAGACGACUGGCCUGUGGAGCUGAGCAUGGUGAUGACGGCCAUCGGAAACGCUAUGGCCAACAGCGUGUGGGAGGGAGCGCUGGAGGGAUAUACCAAACCCGGAGCUGAUAGCAGCAGGGAGGAGAAGGAACGCUGGAUCAGGGCGAAGUACGAGCAGAAGCUGUUCCUUGUGGGCCUGCCGCAGUCGGACGUGCCCCUGGGGCAGCAGCUCCUGCGGGCCGUGGUGGAGGACGACUUGAGGAUGGUGGUGCUGCUGCUGGCUCACGGCACGAAGGAUGAGGUGAACGAGACUUACGGCGACGGGGACGGCCGCACAGCGCUGCACCUCUCCUGCGCCAUGGCCAAUGUGGUCAUCACACAGCUGCUAAUCUGGUAUGGUGUGGAUGUGAAGAGUCGCGACGCCCGCGGUCAGACGCCACUGUUCUUUGCCCAGCGAGCAGGAAGUCAGGAAUGCGUCGACAUCCUCGUCCAACACGGCUGCCCUUCGGAUUCCGGUGGCACGUCACCACCGACCGCCGUGCGGCACAACCCCAACGCCAACAACAACAACGGACAGUGCGAGAUCAACCGAAGCAUUAGCAUCAUGUAGAUCCCAAACGCCGUGGUGUAAAGCCUUCAGUGUCCCAGUGCCAUGAUACUGUGACUUCCUUCCCUGCCUUUAGCCAUUUCCACAUGAACGCCACUGUUUGUCGUGUCGCCCUCCGCAUAAAAAUCUUCCUGUUGUUCCAUCGUGUCGAGUCAGUGUGUAAAUGAGAACGUGCCAGGUUAACCCCCCAAAAAACUCUUGAUAUAUUAUAUGGAUGCGCUGCACUAUAACACCAUUAACUCAAUGUGUAAAGCCAUUAAAGGGUUAAGCCUAGGGUAAGUCAUUUUUAGAAAUAUUUCUGUUCGGAUUUCAAAAACAUGCAUACAAAUAAUUUUUGGUUCGGAUUUUAAAGACGGCGGGGGAAAGAAGAAAAAAAAAGCCUGUAUACUGAUUACGGGAAGACGCGAACCUGUUGUAUUGUAGAUUUUAACAAGGUGCAGGUCAUCGGACGAAAUUUUCCGUCUUGCGCGUCCGAUCUCGUCGAAGAAUUUUCUCCGCGUUCAUCAAAGCAGUUAGCCGCCUAAGAAUACCUCUUCAGUCGAGGCUGAAGGACAUGAUUACCCCGAGCUGAGAAUAAUACGUCGUUAUCAGGGCUUUGUGAGAUGGAUUCGUGAAGUGGUCUUCUGACUGUUUGACACUGGGGUCUACAUACACGUUAUAUAUAUCUCGAAUGAAAGAUCUGUUAGGUGACCUGCAUUUGCUGUGAACUUGUGUGCGUGCUUAGAGAAUGCUCAUUUACCUCCUCCAUACUUGAUUAUGCAUUGACGAGGACAUUUUCCAUUUUGUACUGAUAUAGAAUAACAGCAUUCGGGACGGUACGACAGAUUGUGUAUAUAGUAGCUUAUAUUUCCUUCUGACUGCCUCAUCCUACCAUUUAGGUGCUAAACGAUUAGCAAAAAAAACAACAACAAAAAAAAACAACAACAACGCUUGACCAACGUCGUUGCCUCUCUAGUGACUCUUAAAAGGAUGUAAGCUAUUGCUGGUAAGGAUACUAGCAUGGCUUUUGAGUUCCUGAUUAGCCAUGCUAACUUUUCUCGUCAAAUGUUAUUCUUUUUUGAAAUUCUUUUUACCUUAAAACACCACUUAGAUUCAUCUCAAGUCAUGCUAAUGAGCUAUGAGGGAAGGAAAUAGCAAAGCAGGAUGCUUUCGAAUCUGAUCUGUUUACGAAAUCGGACAAUAAAUCAUGUUAAUAUUUCUUUUCUGUUUUUUUUUUUUUUUUUUUAAAUACCAUGCAGUAUUUUACGUUUGCAGAACAUUUGUUUAUUAGCUGCUCCAAUCAUAUCUGAACAGUCCGUUGAAAGAGAAUUCUGUUAAUCAUUUAAUAGAGAUGCAAAAACAGUAAAUACAUUUUUUUAAAUGACUUAUUCCUCUUUUGUGAACAAUUAGGCAGCUUCAUGUUGAUUCGAAUCAAUGAAAUUGUACAUCUGCAAAGGUGCCGACAUUUACAGCUUUGGACCCCUUGCUACCAAUUUCUUUCCCAAAUACAUCUCGGGGGCAGGGGGGGUUGAGAAAACACUGUAGUGACCUGAAACCAACCACUGGAAAAGGAAACCACGUUUUUCAUCUUCUUCUCAGUUCACUGUGGUGUGCGGGCAUUUCACUUUUUAUCAAUCCUCACCUGGUAUGACCAUUAUAUCCACUCCAUAAUGCCCCGUUACCCUGUACCCAUUUUUGUGAAAUAUCCUAAAACAGAAAUGGUUCUGUACAUCAUAGAUGCCGUCUCUACUUUACUUUCCCUUUGUCGUGUUCGCCAUAGCCAAAGCUUUUGUGGAAAGUGAUCUUUGACUGUUAUUAAACUAGCCCUAAAAACCCGCCACUCGCAGAUUUGCUCUUUCCGACCUUGUUCCAAAACUAGCCCAAUUUGGUCUAAAAAAAAAAAAAAAAAAGCAAACCUCGCAACACCACAGGUGGAAAAGGCAUUUCACUCAACGCAAAAGGAACAUUUCAAAGUUAUGUACGCAUUUACUUCUGGUAGAGCGUACAUAACUUUGGUGUCUAAAUUCAGGAGCCUCUGUCAUGUGAGGCAAUAGAAAGUGGGUGGAGCUACAGGCUCUUUUGUUGAUUCAAAUAAUAAUAAUAAUAAUAAUAAUAAUAAUAAUAAUAAUAAUAGUAAAAACUGGAGAAGCUGCUUGUAAGCAUCAUCACACCAAACCUUUGCCUUACUGUUUUCUUAAAGAAGGGGGAGAGAGGGUUCCGUGGUAAAAUCUGCUAGCAUUUUUUUGCUAGCGAUGUUGGCACCUCUGCAUCUGAACUUCAUUCUUAUAUUUUACCCCCCAAUCAAGUAUUGAAUUAUUAUGACAAGGGAAAAAAAUGCAGCUUGUCUUCAUUUCUUGGCCUGGAUAAUAAUUCCAAAAUCAAGUCGUCUGUGUAUUUGAUUGGUUCUACUUUGUGCUAAAUGGCUCGAGAGCUGGUGCGCCAAUGAAAUGCCUCUGAAUGGACUAAACUUGCAGAAGUACCUGCACACUUCUCUCUCUCUCUUUUUUUUCUUUCCCCAAGAGAGCAUUUUAGCCCUCUUUCAGUUUACUUUGUUUUUUUUCCCCCAGUACCAUGCAUUGGUCUCAAUGUGCCUGUCAUCACAUUGCCUGACCAUCAAAGGUACUUUUUUGUGUAUAAUGAUGUACAUUUGACAUAUUUAUAAAAAGAUGCCGGAUGUAAAUAUUGUUUUGUUUUUUGUCGCUUUUAUUAAACGGUUUGUUCUUUUUUUUCUUUUUCUUCUCUCUUCAAUUUUUCCAUUGUUUUUACAUAAUGAAGUGACUUCAUGAGUGUGUGCUCGGAUGCUUGGCUGACUAUUGACAUAAUAAACACUCGAAUAAAAUGAUUUAUACCAUA